Messenger RNA from Aspergillus alliaceus, 837 nucleotides. RefSeq names its product adenylate kinase family protein. Lineage: Eukaryota; Fungi; Ascomycota; Eurotiomycetes; Eurotiales; Aspergillaceae. The record is from RefSeq and is a predicted model, not a curated record. Gene Ontology annotation, biological process: UDP biosynthetic process; CDP biosynthetic process. Gene Ontology annotation, molecular function: UMP kinase activity; ATP binding. The coding region runs from base 1 to 837 and encodes 278 amino acids. The transcript has 5 exons. Gene Ontology annotation, cellular component: nucleus; cytoplasm.
AUGCCUGACGUGCCCGAUGACCCGGCGGAAAAGAAGAAGAGUAUUGUCCAACGCGUCUGUUUGACCCUCCCUUUUUCUGGGCUCUGGCAAGAUUACAGUCGGGCUCAUGUUAAGUCGGCGUGUCGUCAAGGCGUUGCCGCCGCAGUUACACGGGAACUGAAAACCAUGCCUGAACCAGAGGUUCAUCUUAGCAUGGCGACAGUCAUCUUCUUGAUCGGAGGUCCAGGUGCCGGAAAGAGUACUAUCGCCACUAAGCUUGCCGCAGACCUGGGACUCAUACAUCUUGAUCCUGACAAGAUCGUCCGUCGUCUGGAGAUCACUGGUCCAGAGGAGAUAUGGCUUGCAGUGAAAGGCACUAUGGACGAGAACGGAACUAUUCCGGACGAUGUACUGAGCCUUCUCUUGAAGUUUGAAGUAUCUAAGCACCUAGAAGCACCUAAAUGUGUGUUUUUGAUCGAGGCCUUUCCUAGGUCGUAUGCGCAGUUUGUAGAAUUCAUCAGCAUCUGUGGCUACGGGCUUACUAUCAGCCUUGAUGUGUCCUCUGCCACUUUGAUGAGACGCUUUAUAACGGAGACUGAAUCAUUUUCAGAGAGAGUGGCAAGGAUGGAAGAUUUCCUCAAACGUGAAGACGCCUUUGCUGUUGCAGAACUUGCUCUCCAUCUCCAUCCCAGCUUCACGGAAGGGCUAAUCAAGGUUUGCGCCGAGCUGAAGGUCGAAGAAUACUACCCACAUCUGAAAGGCCUUGUCGAGAGAAAGCUUGCCAGUCCUAAAAUGGUGCUCUGGACCAAAGAAUUGGGUAUGGAAAUGGUGUCUCCUGCGGAAAAUAUUGAACUUUAG